Messenger RNA from Myripristis murdjan (pinecone soldierfish), 4484 nucleotides. It is a transcript of the gene ofcc1, whose product is annotated as orofacial cleft 1 candidate 1. The coding region runs from base 208 to 3630 and encodes 1140 amino acids. Lineage: Eukaryota; Metazoa; Chordata; Actinopteri; Holocentriformes; Holocentridae. The transcript is spliced from 26 exons. The record is from RefSeq and is a predicted model, not a curated record.
ACCUGACCGAGGCACCAGCCAGCAUCAGGUGGGCCGGCCGCAGCACCGCACCGUCAAGGCGUGUGUGUUUCGUGAAGGACCACGUCAUCAUCACCUUGACAACUGCGGUGUAGCUGACCACAAAGUGACAGAAGCUGGGCCUUGAAAGGCCUAGCCAUUGUUCAGAGAUCGGGGUCAGCCAGUGAUGAUCUUUUGCAGUUUGUGGAGAUGGACACCUUUGGCAGUAAGUUACAGCAGAAGGCUCUGCAGCAACCUAAGCAGAAGAAAUCCAAGUCGGCUGAAUUUCUGAUGGGGGAAGAUGAGAGAGCUGCUGUGGUGGGCAUUGAAAACCCAGCCUUCGAUGGAGAAGGAAGCGCCAAGCUUUCCGUUCCUCUGGUUCGGCCGGGGAGAGAAAUUCGAGGUGACAGGCCAGAUAGCACCCUUGCAGCUCACCAAAAAAAAAUGGAGCUGCAAGCCCCUGCCAAAGAAAGAGGAAAUGAACGUGCCCAAAAUUACUUUGACCCAUCGUCAGCGGAGCAGACGGACCCAAGGCAUCGCAGGAUGGCUGGGGUCAAUGCUGAAGAUGAGCUGGAAUUAACAAUACUGAAUGCCGAUGAAAAUGGGCUGUAUCAGAGAAUGACUGAGCUGCUGGAUGAGGAUGACACCUUCAUAGACUUGCCAGGUAUGCUGCUAGCCUCCAGGGAUGAGGAGGUGUUGGAGGUGAAGGCGGGUGAGCCGGUGCUUCAGCGGCGACUGCUGCUCCACGAUGGUGGUGUUGCCUCAGGCCCCGGGCCCUCCCAGGCCCAAACCAUCGCCAAAACCCAGGCUGGGACUAGCGCUGGGUUUGUAGCAGAGGCUGGACCUGAAGCAAUGGUGAUGGGCAGGGAGAUCACUGUGAAAAUGAGGCCAGCAGAGGAGAUGAUCCCCCGCUACGCCCAGCAGCUGAGGGAACGCGUGCGGCCUGACAUGAUCACGCUUGGCAGCCUUUCACUGCAGCAGCAGGCCACUCAGAAAGGUCUGUGGAAUAAGAACGAGUGGGCAAACAGAAAGAAGAAACUGAUGGCCUUCUUCAGUGGGAAUGCUAAGGAGGUCCAUUCACAGAGAGUCUGUGACGAGCCUGUGAGGGGAGCAGCACAGCGCAGGCUAAAUGCAUUGCCUCAGUGCAGCAGAACCACGGAGUGCCCGUCACUCAGAGUGCUUGGGGAAGGCCAGGAGGAAGUGAUAGCCAAAUAUGACCAGAUGACAGAACUCCCACAGUCCUUCUCUGCAACAUCACAGCCACUGUGGCAGGUGAACCAGUGCAAAAGCCUCCAUACUGUCGAGGUGUGUGUGCGAUGCCUGAGGGCUGUCAGAGACAAGCUUCCCAGGGGCCUCUACUCAGUCAGCGUGGCCCUUCACAGCUGUUUAGGGGGUCCAGCCAUGGCCUGGUCCAUUCUGAAGGAGCAGCAACAGUGGGCCGAGACAACAGAGCCAGUUGAGCACCAAGGCCGCUUCUUCAGCAUCGACUUGCAUAUUAACCAGAGCCUGUACAUGCAGGUGUUACCUGCACCCAGUGAGGCGCUCCCCUCCAUGGUCCUGGUGUUCCAACUGGUCGGCCUGCUUGGAGACCACGGCCACACCGGCUCUGUGCUGGCCUGGGGGGCCUAUCCCGCAUGUGACCCAAGCCUCAGGCCCGUCCAGGGCAGGUUCAAAACUCCUCUGCUCAGGGGUGGCCCGAACCCACAGCUGGACCAGUUCAAAAAAAUCGAAGGCCUCAUCUCCUCUGAUCUGGACUACUGGCUCUGCAACUUAUACUUUCAGGUGAAGAAGCUCCCCUGUGGGACCUCAGUGAUGGCGGAGCACUGUGUCAACCUUUCCAUACCACCUCUGCACCCCCCUGUUGUCCCCCUAACUGAAGUCCAUCACAGCCCACCUCAGGCCACCCAACCCCAGCCUCAGCCACUGCCCAACCCCCCUCCACAGCCCUUGUCCCAGUCCCAGCUCCGUCCGCAGCCCCACCAUCUUCAGCCUCAUCCACACUCUCAGCUACACCCACAACCCCAUCCUCAACACCAGCUUCACGCCGGCCCCAGCAGCAAAGCAGGAGAGCCCGCUGUGGAGCACUCUCACCGGGGGUCUCCUCUCCACCUGUCAGCUGACUCCGCCUGCUCUUCUUCCUCUUUACCAGGGAAGAAUUCCUCCUCGGGAGCCAUUUCUGGAAACAUGGGGGAGAAGAGUGAUCCAUGCAGGGAGAAAGCAGAGGGUGGAAUUCACUACAAGAAGAAGCCAAUCAAGAAGACAAAUAGCUGCGGCCCCAGCGUGAGCGGCAGCAGCGCACUGCCUCGGCAGGCAGGCAAACAGGAGAUGCAGCCUUCGACGGAGAACCUCUCCACGGAGGAGAUGGAGGAGUAUACAUUCUCCCUACAACCGGCAUUGAGUGGACCUGGUUCCCGCCCCUCACGCCUUUCUGACCGAGCCCGUUUGGCUCUCCGCAUGCUGCCGUCCGAGCUGGGCCUGCCGUUGCCGCAGCAACAACAGCGGCUUAGUAGCUGGCGUAGCUCCAUUCAGCAGCUCGGCCUCAUUAUACUGCUGCUGGCUUUGAUGUGGUUUGUGAGGCUCUACCUGCAUUACUGCAGCCAGUGGCUCUACCUCCAGGCCAUGGCAGUUCCUGUCAACAAAUUCCAGUUCCAUGCACACACUGUGGACCUCGUUUACCAGAGUUCUCUGCUCCACACCCGGGAGGAGCUGGCGAUGGUGGUGGUGGGACCCCUGACCUUGAACGCAGUAACGUUCCUGCUGGUUCUGAUCAGAUGGGGCUGUCAACAGAUAUUUGGCUCACUCCCUUCCUUCACGUCAAAGUUUAUCAUGGCUCAGGGAGUGUGGACAGUCCUCGACCCCCUGGCAGUCUUUGCAGUGGACGCCGUCCUCGGGCGUCUUGCCUACAGCCCGGACACACCGGUGGGUGACGCAGCCAAGCUUUACUGGCAUUUCUAUCGAGCUGACCAAUCGGGUGCAGCAGGAGUGGUCAUCACCCUUUUCCUCUACGCAGUCCUCUUCCUCCUCUCCAUCACCAUUCUUUCCAUUUACCUGCUCAGAUUCCACAACGAUGGGCGCAUGCUGGAUGUCUUUCAGCGACUCACAGCCAAAGAGGGAACCUACUUCCUGCCUCAAGACCUGGAACUGUCCAAUCAGGAGCUGAGCUAUAUCGUCAAGAAGGCGGAGCAGUGGAGAGGCUUCAAUGGGGAGAGGCGCAAGGUGGCAGUGUACGACUACAUCUGGACAGAGGAGGAUCCCUCGGUGGGCCCUGCACCCCCCAACGCAGACCCCCCCAGAGGGGGUGCCCCAUCACAAGUGGCAGCGGGUGAGACCAGCACCCAUGUGGCAAUCUACACCCUCUACCUGAGUGGGCUCCGGCAAAGACAUAGGCACUUCCUUCGGCAACCAGAUGGGGCUCUCGUAGAGGUGAUUGGUGACAUGGAAGGAGUCGAUAAUAUGACCAACACGGUGCCCCGCCCAGGUCAGAGGUGUGCCAGACUGAAGGAAGAAGAGGGCACCAGCUCUACCCAUCAACUACGGAAGAGGAAGAAGCCAUUUUGGAGAUCCCAUCGUGUUGAGCCAGUAGGGGGAAGCGGGUGUGACUCCACGUUUGCACUGCAAGACCUCAGCCAAUGAGUUCAAAGCAAAGGCAGAGAGAGUUGCACCCUGUAGUGAUCCCAGAGCCACUCGCCAGCACCCAGAGAGACUCCCCAACCCAGGGCCCAGGAGAGCCUGCACAACAGAGAGAAAAGGAGAACAAAGCCAACCUGCAAAGUAUUAAAAAGUUAAAACGUGUACUUUGAUAGCCCCGGCCUACCUAUUGCGGCGGCGCUGAUCCGACCCCAGGGAGACUGACAGCAACACAGAGAAGGAGGGAAUACAGAGGAGAAGGAGAAGAAGAAGUGGGCCACGGCAAACCCCAAACUCUUCUCUUCUUCUAUUUUCCAUAUCUACACACACAUACACACACACACACACACACACACUGGAGUUUGAUAUAUGCAGAGCUGAUGGUUUUGCUACUCUGUUCCAAUGCAGCAAGUGUGUUGGAAUAAUACGGUACUUUAGUCCAACUACUCCCUGCAUUAGCAUAUCUAUCUUUGAACAGUACAGUGAGUGAGAGACAGGAGCUGGAAAUACUGUACACUGUACAAAAACACAACACUUAAAUGAUCGUGAUUGUGCCAGGGGAUUUGCACCAUACUUGCUGGCACAACUUGAUUUUCUUUUUACAAAUCUCCCAGAGCGCAUUGAUAUUGUGUAGUGACAUAAGCACAUGCCUUACGUUUCAAAUCCUUAUAUUUUAGAUGUGUGCAUAUAGGUUGUUGUUGAAUAACUCCAGAUCAGGGAUUUAGAGCAGUGAUGGUGCUGUUAUGGGAAAUACAAGCCCAGCAUAUCCUGGCAUGAAAGAUGGGUCAAAUUAGCAUAUUAGCUUCCUAUACUAAUACUAUUGGUUGCUUUUCAGCUGGCUGGCUAGGAAUUAUGGAACU